AUGAGGUUCAUGAAUCCUGCAUGUCUUAUCAAUAAGCUAGGAAGAAGCCACUCCAAGAAGUCAUACGAACGGUUGGUGCAUGAGGAUGACCAGGUCGUGAGGUCCAAGAAGAAGCACGGUUCAGCUCCAAAAGGUUCUAUAGAUUUGUUCGUGGGGAAAGAGGAGAAGAAAUACCCAGUUCCCCUCAAGUACUUUACACACCCAAAGCUCCAAGAACUCCUCAAAGAGUACCAAGAACCCGUGUUUGAUCCAAGAUUUGAUGAGCCGAUUGUGCUUGAAUGUUCUACGGAGAUCUUUGAGCAGUUGCUCCAUUAUAUCGUCAAGACUCGGUAA
Messenger RNA from Rosa rugosa (rugosa rose), 333 nucleotides. Its product is annotated as protein SMALL AUXIN UP-REGULATED RNA 12-like. Gene Ontology annotation, biological process: response to auxin. The coding region runs from base 1 to 333 and encodes 110 amino acids. The transcript has a single exon. NCBI's taxonomy places the organism in Eukaryota, Viridiplantae, Streptophyta, Magnoliopsida, Rosales, Rosaceae. The record is from RefSeq and is a predicted model, not a curated record.